CCUUAUUCCUUAAUAAAAUCAAUGCUUUCCUUUCACUGUAAUUACAACCUUUCCUUUUUCUCUUUAUUACUUAAUUUUUGUAUUGACCAAAAUUUUCCUUUUUUUUUAUUGCAAAUUCACCUCCCCAUUGCCUUACUUAUUAUAUAGAGAUAUAAAUUCCACUUUUUUCCAAAAGAUCCAUUCCUUAUUCCUUAAUAAAAUCAAUGCUUUCCUUUCACUGUAAUUACAACCUUUCCUUUUUCUCUUUAUUACUUAAUUUUUGUAUUGACCAAAAUUUUCCUUUUUUUUAUUGCAAAUUCACCUCCCCAUUCCUUAUUCCUUAAUAAAAUCAAUGCUUUCCUUUCACUGUAAUUACAACCUUUCCUUUUUCUCUUUAUUACUUAAUUUUUGUAUUGACCAAAAUUUUCCUUUUUUUUAUUGCAAAUUCACCUCCCCAUUGCCUUACUUAUCAUAUGAGAUUCUUCCACAAUACAAUUAACCCAAAGAUUUAGUUGAGUUUCCACCAGUAUUUUUAUUGAUUCUUGUUAACUUUUUUUCCCUAAUCUUUGAGAUAUGGAUGAUCUUCAAUGGAAUCUUGUUCCAAGUUAACACACCACUAUGAUUGCUCCAACACAUGUCUUCUCUCUGCACAGUCCUCUUUUCUUUACCCUUUUAGCAGUUUCCUCCCUCUUCCCCAUUGGGCCAUAAUAUAAUACCACUGGUUCUCUCUUCUCCCAAUUGUCACCUUUAUCACAGCUUUCAAAGGUCCAACCCAACCAAAGGUUCCUUCCCAUAUACUAACCCUUUGCUGUCCUUUAGAUUAUUUCCUUUCCUCAAAUCAACAAAUGUUCUCCCAAAGAACAGUAUCCCAUUGUCUCUCUUGAGCCUUGUCUCUUGCCAUCUUCUUGGUUCAGUUUAUAUAUGCGAACCAACUUCACAACUUUCCCCUCCAUUUCUCCCCACUCUCUGCAGAGAAAAUCCUGCUGUGAAUGCCAGAGUAAGAGUUCACCUUCCUUUGUAUUUUCGCUUCAAUUCCCAACUGGGUUGUCUGUCUUUGAGGUUAAAGUUUUGAUCUUUAGCUAGUUUCAUUGCCUCAUUUCUUGGUCUGUGAUCUGUGGUUGAAACUGCAUAUUAGUUCAAUGGUCUCUUUUCUAGCCUCCCACUUCCUUCAUAGAGCUAAAGUUUCCAUCUUUAACUAGUUUCAUUGUCUGUUUCUCUCUCAGGUUCUGAAUCUGCAUGUUCUGUUAAACACCAAGCUAUCGUAAUAUUUGCAUAUUGAUCUCUCUGCCCUCCUGGAGAAAAAAACCAUGCCUCCAACUUACUUACCCUUGAGAUGGGAAAGCACAGGAGACCAAUGGUGGUAUGCUGCCCCAAUAGAUUGGGCAGCAGCCAAUGGCCACUAUGACUUAGUCAGACAGCUCCUCAAAAUCGACAACAACCACCUCAUCAACCUCACAUCCUUGAGACGAAUUCGUCGCCUCGAGACAGUGUGGGAUGAUGAGCAAUCCUCAUCCUCGUCGUCCCUUGACGUGGCCAAAUGCCGCUCCCAUGUAGCUAGAAAGCUCUUCCUGGAGUGUGAAUCGAGCAAGAGUAGUGGUGGGAAGAGCAAUUCCCUUGUGGCAUCUGGAUAUGGUGGAUGGCUCAUGUACACGGCUGCCUCAGCUGGGGACUUGAACUUUGUUCAAGAGCUCCUCCACAAAAACCCCUUGCUUGUGUUCGGUGAAGGAGAGUAUGGUGUUACUGACAUACUCUAUGCUGCUGCUAGGAGCAAGAACAGUGAGGUUUUCAGGCUGGUUUAUGACUUUGCUGUCUCCCCAAGGUUCUUGGCUGCAAAAGAUGGGGAUUUGGAGGAGCAUUUAGGGGACAUUCCUCUCACGUACAAGUGGGAAAUGUUGAAUAGAGCUGUUCACGCUGCUGCUAGAGGUGGGAAUGUUGCCCUUCUGAAGGAUCUUCUUGCUAAUUGUAGUGAUGAGAUCUUGAGUUAUAGAGAUAAGCAAGGAUCCACCAUCUUACAUGCUGCGGCAGCCAAAGGCCAAGUUGAGGUGAUUAAGUAUCUUAUCUCAACCUUUGAGAUGAUCAACUCAACAGAUAAUCAAGGCAACACAGCAUUACAUAUUGCAGCUUACCGCGGCCAGCUACACGUAUUCCAGGCUCUAGUCGAAGCAUCUCCUUUGAUGCUUGCAUCUACUAACAAUGCUGGUGAGACUUUCCUCCACAUGGCAGUCUCAGGCUUCCAAAACCCUGCAUUCAGAAGGCUGGACAAGCAGAUCGAGCUCAUGAAGGAGUUGAUUCGUGGGGGAAGUUUCCACAUCGAAGAAGUGAUCAACGCCAAGAACAAUGAUGGAAGAACAGCACUCCACACUGCAAUCCUUGCCAAUAUGCAUUCUGAUCUCGUCCAGCUCCUGAUGGCUGUCGAAUCAAUCGAAGUGAAUGCUCGAGAUGCAGAUGGAAUGACCGUGCUUGAUUUGCUAAAGCAGCGCCCUCGUUCUGCUUCUUCUGAUGUCCUGAUCAGGAAGCUGAUCUCGGCUGGUGGGAUUUUCAGUUGCCAUGAUUACACGGCAAGAAGAGCCAUUGCUUCACGGCUUAAGCUGCAAUCCGGGCUAGGAAGUCCAGGGACUUCCUUUAGGCUCUCUGAUACAGAAGUCUUUCUCUAUACUGGAGUUGAAGUUCGAGCAAGUGGUGGACAAGGCAAUGGAGGAAUGAGUUCAUCUUCCUUGGAACUGAAUCAGGUGGAUUAUACAACAGUAAAGAAAGAAGAAGGUGAGAUUCCGAGCCAUGCUGCUCAAGGGCUGAAAAGGGUACUCCAAUGGACAAGGAAAAAGCAUAGGAAGCCUGCUGAAGGACACAACAGAAAUUGCUCAGUAGCUUCAUCAUCAAGGAGAUGCAGUACAGUAACAGCAGCUAGUACUACUGCUUCAGAUGAAACCCAAGCAGCAGCCCCACUUCGCCAUCGAUUCUCUACCAAGCCACCAUCAACGCCACCACCUACAGCAAGCAACAAGAGGACACUGGCAGUAAGGAGCAACCAAUCAAGUCCAACAGCCAAGAAGAAGCUUGCUUCGGGAGCAUUAGUCCAUGGAGUCGUUCAGGCAUUGCCACAUAUUGCAGUUCCUGGAGCGAGAUCGCGGUCUAGUUCGUUCUCCAAAUCGUCCCUCUCUUCUCCAUGCUCAAAGGGUGUGUUUGGCGAAGGCGAGGGAUUGGAUGUAGGGUCGCCGAGCUUGAAACACAACCACCAUCAGCAUCAUCGGAGGUCGAGGAGUCAGUACUUUUGCUUUGGAGGGUCAGGGGUUUCAGUGAAGAGUCCAGUUAGUAGUAGCAGGCACAGGAGGCAGCAGAGUGCUAGCUAUACUCCACCUGCUGUGUCAGUUGCUUGACAAAAAAAAAAAGGUGCAAGCUUUAGAGGAAAUGGCAGCUAAAACUGACUGUUAGACUCUAGCAAAGUUCAUAAUAAGGACUAAGGAGGAGUUCCCUAAUUAGUAGAAUGUGUUCUUAAUAUCUUAUCUGUUCAAGUUCAAUGUAUUUUGUACCUGUGUUUGAAGAUAGAGAAAUGGAAACAGCUUGUUUUCUUAACUUUGGCUGAUGAUCAAUGAAGUCCCAAAACUUAAGGCAACAGUGGAAUUGGAUUCAUUCCAAUUUGGGCUUCUGGGCCUAUUGAUUGAGCCUAUUCAUUUAGUGGAAAUUUGUCGAAUGCUAGCAUGGGCUAUUCGUGUUGAUUGGGGAAGCUAGUCUGUGGCCCAUCAGAAACCGGUGAAAGAACCAGGGCCCAUUUAGGUUCAAAGUAAAAUGUUAUCGAUAUUACUACUUGUUUGUUGGGCCUGCCCUGCCCUGACUACCCCAGAUUCAAACAUGAAGCAGAUCUUCUUAGAAUCCAACAAACAAAAUCAAAAUCCCCUAUAACUAUAACAUUCGGAGCAACAGUUGCAGAAAUGUGUCACAUAGUAGGCAAUACUAUUAUCAAUUACGAUUUACAAAAACGAGCAAAUACUCUGAAAAUGCAUCCAAUCGAUAACAAAUCUCUCCCAUGAGAGCUCUUUUGAGCAUCCCAAAUUUUACUAUUGUUGCAUUUGUUUACGUUUUGCCUUCCAGUUUAGGCAUUGUAUAUAUAGAAGACUUCGUGAAAAUUUUGGAGUCAUCUAUUUAUAAAUCUAAAACAUACAAUGUAACAGGGUUUUUUUCCUUCCUUCAAGAAACUAGCAUAAAUUUAGAAACCGUGUCUUUCAUUUUUUUUUUCUGUAUACAAUUUGUGCCUUUGUCGAAUUUAAGGAAUCAAAAUAUUCUCCCUUAUCCUCUAUCCUCUAUGAUCACAAGAAUCAAUUCAUAUGCAGAAUAUAUCUGUAUAUGGCCCAAACAAAUUAAAGGCGUCGUAUACAUAAUACAUACAUGGUAAGGUUUGAUCAAAACAAUGAUGAUGAUGACUCUUUAUCUGUUUUUCCUAUCAAACGAAAGACACAUGUACAUGAAGUUGAAGUUUCAUCUUGUAGGCAAAUAAUAAUAUUGAAAUCGUCAUACAAGAUAUUACUAUUGUAAAUUAUGAUAUUCUAUAACAAAUUAGGUCAUCUUAAUAACUGGGAACCUAACAUGAAUCUUAAAUCAUUCACUUGUCACAAAUGGGUACUAAUUAAUGUCUCCAACUUAUAAUUAAUUUUUUUAAGACAUCUACGGUGCACUCACAAAAAUGAGUGCAUACUAUGCAUCCAACUAUAAAAUUAGUAUUAAGAAAUCGAAUCUUGAAACUUAAGUAGUAGCAUUAUUCGAAUAUGAUGAUAUAAUAUAGGAUUACUGUUAGAGUAGUCAAAGAGUAAAGGAAAUAUCACAUUGGUGGGAGAAGGAAAGUGCAAGUUGUUUUUAAGUUUGCUUUCCACUUUAGUUAUUGGAUAAAGUGGUUAGUGGGCUUUUGUAAAAAGUGUGGGCUAUUUAAUUUGACAUAUUAAUUCGCACGACGCGUUCGGAUUUGAAUUUUUGGCUAAUUAAUUACAGGAAUUAUUUUAAUUAAUUAAUCCGGAUGAUUAUUUGAUUUUGACUUUUGUGAAACGACGUAACCCUUCGGAAGGGAACUGUCGUUUUCACUAUUAAAAGGUAUUUUGCAGCCGAUGUUCUGGUCUAACGUUCAUCUUCUUCUCCUCGUUUUUCCUUCUCCAAAAACACAAACACAGAAGUCACGAAAGGUGCUGCUUUCUGACUUUGAUUGGAGGGACUCCUAGGGGUGGUUUGCCUAAAUCCUACCAGCAACGAAGUAGUGGGGGCAAAUAAACACUCUAAGGAGAGUGAUUAUAAUCACGCCUUCAAUCCGUUUUUCUCCAUACUGUUUCCCUGACAAUUACAACUAAUCAAUGUAUUAUCCUAAG
This is a messenger RNA of Linum trigynum, 5324 nucleotides long. Lineage: Eukaryota; Viridiplantae; Streptophyta; Magnoliopsida; Malpighiales; Linaceae. The record is from the annotation of a GenBank genome assembly.